This is a messenger RNA of Cyprinus carpio (common carp), 3152 nucleotides long. RefSeq lists its product as uncharacterized. The record is from RefSeq and is a predicted model, not a curated record. Gene Ontology annotation, cellular component: nucleus. NCBI's taxonomy places the organism in Eukaryota, Metazoa, Chordata, Actinopteri, Cypriniformes, Cyprinidae.
UACCGUACUGUCCAACAAGGCCACCGUACAACCCGUGACGUCUUCCACAACAACAUCAUUGUCCAUCUACUCAGCUGCGCUUCGUCCUGACCUUUUUAUACAGUCUAUGGUCCUGACGUGCUGAAUGGUGCAUUAGUCACACAUCUAGUGAUUCACACACUCACAAAAUAAACUAGAUGGUAUGUACUACAGUUAUCUAGACAUUAUGCGACAGCUACGCGCGCCUAAAGGACGUUUAUUUCUGCUCGCGGUUUAUACUGUCAAGCAGAUGCAAUGAGCUCGAUGCUAACACUGAGGAUUUUAUCAUCGGGGUUUGAUCGACUGGCCAUGAAAGUGUGAAGUGCAACAUUUACUGUGAAAUUAAGUUCCAAAAAUACUAAUGUGUGAAAUGAGUACUCAAUAGAAAAUAAAAUAUUUGAGAUCGAAAUCAACAUGGGUGGUCAUUAAUCUCAUGAUCACCGUUGUCUGUAUGCAUUCAGCAGUCAGUUUAUCUUUAUAAGAACGAGCUCGAGUAGAUCGGACACAGGAUGACGGACACGCUGGUCGUCUCCUUCCAGACCCGGCUGUCUGCGGUCAUGGAAACUGUCCUGAAGACCACCAUGUACGAGAUCACCCGGCUAGUGGAGGAGAGCUUCUUGGAGCAGAUGGAUCGAGGCAAACGGGAGGCGGAGGUUUUCAAACGGAGGCUGGUGUUGUCGGAGGCCAAACUGAGAGAACGUGAGAGGUUUAAGAGGGUGAGGUGUGUGGACUGUGGUCGGACAGCAGUGUCCAGGAGGAGGAUUCUACACAGAGCUCCCGAAUCACAGAGCAGUUUGGACCACCCACUUGUUGUAAAGCAGGAAAAUGUCCCUGACAGUAGCUGGAAGUGCAGUCCCAAGGGAAGCGCAAAUCAGAAGAAGCCUUCAGCAACUCCAGAAUCUAAACAAAAUACUGUUCAAGUGUGUGAACCUAAACGUGGAGGAGAAGUGAAAGAGGAAGCAACAGAGGCUAGAGACCCGCAAGCUCGUCUAGUGAUACAUCCUCAAAUACACAAACAAAAAGAUCCUCUGAGCGUUGUUAAAGAGACCAAUGGACUCCGCAAUCCAGAUCCUGACCACAAACCAGGUGGCACAUCCUGCACAGAAAGACCAGGGGAUGAAGAUGAGGUCAGACACAGAAACCUCCAAAAAUGGUUUGAACCUAAAACAGACCCUUCAGCACGGUCUUCUGUUUCACAGCCAGAACCAGUCAGGAAAUCAGUAUCUUCAGAGUCUCCGGGUUUGAGACCGCAAGUGGGCAGCAUAGACUCAGGGCCUGUUAAACAGGAAGUUGUAGUGAUGCUUCCACCAGACUGGGAAGAUAUGGAAAGGAUAAGGCCUCAGGUGGUUUCUGCUCAUAACAGUGCAAAGAAAACACAGUUAGAUCUUCAGCCCGGAGAUCCUCUCACCUCUAGACCUCAAGUACAGGAGCGAGUCUCGUAUCCUGCGCCUCCCAUCAAGGUUCAGAGCCUUGCUCCACAAACCAUGCAGCAUCUCAGAUCACCCGUUAGGAAGAACACAAAAAUUCUUCUACAUCCCAAUUCAGUUGUGACGGAUCAGAUAGACCGGGUACAGUCCAUCUGCAAAGCCCUUCCUGCUACAAAACCUCCUCAUGUCCGUCAGUAUCCUGAAGGAGCCGCUACAGCUGAAAGAAGUUUCAGUACUGUACACCCAGGUAGAAAUCUGCCACAGAUGGUCAGUAUGAGGGUUCAAGGGGACACGCGGCACCAUUCGGCAAAGACACACAAUUGCAGCCAGUGUGGAAAAGGCUUCUCUCAUCUGUGUCACCUCAGAGCUCACCAACAGAUUCACACAGGUGAGAGGCAGUUCUGCUGUACCAUCUGUGGACGGAGUUUCACCAAACUGAGUAACUUGAAAGCACAUCGCAGGGUUCACACUGGUGAGAGACCUUACAUCUGCACAGACUGUGGGAAAAGGUUUACUCAGAAAUGCAACUUGAAGAGACAUCAGCGAAUUCACUCUGAAUUCACUCACUCUAAUGUAUGACGAGACAUGGAGGUGUGAUAGUUGUAGAAUCUGUUAAUUUACACAUUACACAUAUUAGUUGAUGUUUCGUUGACUGGCUAAUUUAUUUAUAAAACUCACAAAACUUUCUGCAUUUUUAGAUUCUCAAAAAACUUGACUCUGUAUGAUUUAUAAGCUUGUUUCCUCAUGGCGACCAAAAAAUGUCCCCACAAGGUCAAAAUUUAGUGGUAUUGCUAUCCUUGUUACUAUUACUUAUCUUAGGGAAUACAAGGUACACACACACACACAUUCUGUAUGCAAAAUCCAUUUAAAUUAUUAUAUUUUAAAAAUAUAUAUAAUUUCCUUUUUAAUUUUGGGGUGAAAUACGACCCGGGCAGUUUUGAAAUUUUCUAUGCUUAUUCACGGUGGUUUGGUGGUUCCUCUAUUUAAAGUGUUUAUCUCACUUCAAAUAGGAGUUUUACAAGCCUUUAUGAAUACAAGACAACUACUCAAGUAUAUACUGUUAAAUUAGAUCCCUUUUGAUUUGUUUGUAUAUUCAGAUGCGUAGCAUUAGCUCUUUGAAAUGGUGUGCACAUAUAAUGUGUGUUACUGUUUUUUUUUUUCUUUUUCUUUUUCUUUAAGAUACCCAGUGAAACUGCUUAAAGAACACAGUUAUGUAACUAUUACAGUAGUUACAUGUUCAUAUUUAGAUGUCAAUGGUUGUAGGUUCAAACCUAUGCAGGGGGCCCACGAAAGCACCUGCUAAACUUCAGAUAACUAUUUUGAAAUGUAAUGGCAUGUUUCCAGUGUUCUUUAGAACGCAAAGAAUGAGUGACAGUAUAGCUGGUACACUACAUUCAAGUUACUUUCUCAUCUGUUUUUAGUUUAAUAUCUUUUGUUGAUUUAAUGACACACACUGAGCAAACUUUUCCAGUAAUGCAUGCAAACAGAUUAUUUGUGAUUCAGGUACACCACAGUAAGCCAUGUACAUUACAGGCUCAAUGACUGUAAUUACAAUUCUUUUUUUUUUUUCUGUGAAAAUGAAAAAUCUAAAGGAUGAAAUUGUAUUUUAAAUGGACCAAAUGGCAGGAAGUUCCUGUCUCCAUUUCUGUCAUAUACAGUUGUUUUGUAAUGUUCAUGUCAGCAAAAUUAAAUACUUCUCCAUCUGUU